CUUAAAACAAAAACAAAACAAAACCAAAAUCUGGUUGUUUCGAAAAGUAAAAUUUAGAAAUAAAAUGAUACAAAUAUAUAAAACAUUUAUAAUAUCACCAAGAAGAAUUAAUGUCAAAGCUAAUGAAAACGAGAACCCCACUAAUUCGUGUCUCCCUAUUGUGAGCUCCUCCAUUAGUCUCGGUGAUUUUUCUCUCUUUUUUUAAUUUUGUGAAGACGUGUGCACUUAAUGAAGCAUGCCACGGCCAAGAAAGUGGUAUCCAGCUGGAUAUACGGUAAAUUCGGGCAGGUUGGUAAACGUAAGGAACGAUUUUCCGCGGUGGAUGUGAGGAAAUUGGAAAGUGAACUCUUCAACAGGGGCAAAAUGGACGUGUACGCACCCAACAACAGGAGGAACGUGACACCUUCCAGGAUAUUCUUCGAGAUAGCAGGAUGUAUUAGAAAGUUAGUUCUAUUCAAUUCUUACGAGACCAGGUGAAACUGGAGUCAGCAAUCACAAGAAGAAAAAAAGUGUCCGAGGCUGAGGGCUGGAAAGAUCUGCGAGCAGGUCUUGUUCAUGUCCACAUUGAAGAAUUCAGACCUGCCAAAAAAAAAAAAAAAAUGCAGCUUCUGUGGCUGUGCACAGGUCCCAGAGAUUGCAAAUCAUGUGAUGAAAAGAUCUACUGUUUGGUGAUGUAUCAUCAGACAUACAGUUGGAAAGAAGACGCAUCAUUGUAUCUACCUGUGAAAAGAGAAGCAACCAUUUUGUCUGAGCACCAGUGUGACAAGCUCUAUUACCGUCAGAUUGGAGUUUUUGAUGCACAAGGCAGAGAUCACAUCAUGAAAGUACAGUUCUGUGAAUGUGAGCCAGAAGCAGUAACACUAAUAAGAAAUGGCUUAUGGCCAGCAACACCAAAGAAGCCAGGGACCGCAUUUUGCAUGAAAGUGAUGGAGCUAUGCAGAAUGCUACAGUUAGAAGGACAAAUGUCUCUCCAGAAAUUUUGCAUGGCAUCGGAGCGGAGGACAACUUUUCUACAUAGUCGCAGCAGGGACUACAGAAACAUGUACAAGGCAUUGGGUAAAACAUGCUAUCAUUUUGUCACAGCAUGA
This is a messenger RNA of Pomacea canaliculata, 1088 nucleotides long. RefSeq lists its product as uncharacterized. Lineage: Eukaryota; Metazoa; Mollusca; Gastropoda; Architaenioglossa; Ampullariidae. The record is from RefSeq and is a predicted model, not a curated record. Bases 600 to 1088 code for a protein of 162 amino acids. The transcript has 3 exons.